Salvelinus namaycush (lake trout) is the source of this 2103-nucleotide messenger RNA. RefSeq names its product myeloid zinc finger 1-like. Gene Ontology annotation, biological process: regulation of transcription by RNA polymerase II. The transcript is spliced from 3 exons. Gene Ontology annotation, molecular function: RNA polymerase II cis-regulatory region sequence-specific DNA binding; DNA-binding transcription factor activity. Bases 203 to 1792 code for a protein of 529 amino acids. The record is from RefSeq and is a predicted model, not a curated record. Lineage: Eukaryota; Metazoa; Chordata; Actinopteri; Salmoniformes; Salmonidae.
AAGUAAACAGUGACGAAGAACAAUUUCCACGUUAGCGGUUUGAUUUAGACGUUUAUUAACACCAUGGACAUCUAAAUUUGACUCAUUUAACUGCACAACAUCACAUACUUACCCCAGGUUGUUUUUCAUUCGCGUUGGAGACAGGACUUGGUUGAUACAUUUUAUCUAUAUAACGCUAGCUAGCUGCUAAUGUUAGCUAACAAUGGCCAACUGUAUUGUUUUUCACACUCAAAUAGCCUCCAUCAUGGAGGUGCUAGCGAAUGCAGCCGUGGCAGAGAUCUGUAAACUCGUAGACGACGACUAUGCAGUGUUUCGUUUGGAAAUAAGUCAAAGCCAGAAAGAAAUCAGGACAUUACGAAGGAAACUACAGCUACAGGAACUUAAGGUGUCACGGGAGCGCGUCCUCGCCAGUCGUCCCAGAAGUGUCAAGAUCAUGGACCGAUACAGGGGAAUGGCAAGAGGUGAAGGACAUCUCACUGGAGGCCACAGGAGCUUUGUGAAGCCAGCGGGACACAAUACAUGGAGAGAUGACCAACCAAUCACUGUUGAUGAGGGGAGUGGAACCUCAACCCAGCACAUUAUUGUGAUAGAGUCUGCAGAUAUAGAGGCUGCAGGUCCUGGGGUCAAGCUGGAGAGGUCUGAAGGAGGGGAGGACCCACGGCACAGCAGAGACAUCCAGUCUGUAACUACAGGGGGAGCUCCUGCCGCUCCAGAGGAUCCCACCGCCUCACCAGCACAGCCCAGGACCAGACGCAGCAUCACGGAGGUCAGUGGAACGCUGAACGCCGUCCUCAAGUCAGAGACUGACAAAGAGACUUUAACUGUAACACAAAGGCUUUUACCCACAGGAUCUGACCACAGAUCAGACCCAGAAAGACUGGAGCCACUGGGCUGUCCUCCUGCUCUCAGCUCAGAGUAUUUACUUUAUGGUAACCUAAGCCCGAGGACGGUUCAAUCCCAUCGGGACUCAGGUGACGCGUUAGAGACCGGCAAUGAUCCGUCUUGUUCUUACACUAAAGAGAUGGACCCUAGCAACAUGCCCUUGGGUUUAGAGACACAGACUGAUCUGUCUAGAGGGGACUGGAACCAGUACAGUAGUAGUGUAUACUCUGAAGGGUGCCUAGAUAAGAAAGGAGAGGGUCUGGUUGUAGAGGAAGUGACUGUGAAAUUGGAGGGCGACGUUUCUCCCACAUGGAAUGCAGAUAGUCACCUAGGAGAUGGAAUCUCACAGGGAAGAGAUUUCUUAGAUUACAGUGAAAGCUUAGAAACAAAUACAAAUGUUGCUACCCACUCCCCUUUACACGCGCUCAGGCAUCACGACCCAGUGUCCACGUCGAUGGGGCCUUCAGAUUCAUACGGCCAUGUCUUUUUCGAUCAGGUGUUGAACUCAAACAACAGGGCUAGAGCCCAGGCUCAGGGAGGGGGAGCCACAUCAGGAUAUAGUAAAGAGAAACGGUUCCUCUGCAUGUUCUGUAACAAAGGCUUCAGUUGCUCCCAGAAGGUGGAGAGGCACCAGAGGGUCCACACAGGGGAGAAACCAUUCAGCUGUACCCAGUGUGACAUGCGCUUCGCCCAGGCUGGCCACCUGAAGAGGCACCAGAGGGUCCACACAGGGGAGAAACCCUACAGCUGUACCCAGUGUCACAUGCGCUUCGCCCAGGCUGGUGACCUGAAGAGGCACCAGAGGGUCCACACAGGGGAGAAACCCUAUAGCUGCCCCCAGUGUGAGAAGAGGUUCUCAGAGAGGAGCUACCUCAGGAUGCACCAGCAGAAAAACCAUUCCACUCUAUAACAUAGAAAGUAAUCAUUCCACUCGAUAGCUUCUGACGUUUAGAUCAAAUCCUGCAUUAAAGACACAUUUUCAUUGUUUUCAGCAGAAAAGACCCACAGAUGCAUUUGGAAUAUUCCUUGGUAGAAUAUUGCAUCCAGACAUUGUGUGAUAUGAUAUGCACUGAGUGUACAAAACAUUAGGAACACCUUCUUAAAAUUGAGUUGCAUCCCUUUUGUCCUUAGAACAGUCUCAAUUCGUCAGAGCAUGAACUCUACAAGGUGUCGAAAGCAUUCCACAGGGAUGCUGGCCCAUGUUGACUCCAAUGCUUCCCA